Asparagus officinalis (garden asparagus) is the source of this 1208-nucleotide messenger RNA. RefSeq lists its product as uncharacterized. The transcript is spliced from 8 exons. Lineage: Eukaryota; Viridiplantae; Streptophyta; Magnoliopsida; Asparagales; Asparagaceae. The coding region runs from base 274 to 972 and encodes 232 amino acids. The record is from RefSeq and is a predicted model, not a curated record. Gene Ontology annotation, biological process: transcription elongation by RNA polymerase II. Gene Ontology annotation, cellular component: elongin complex; nucleus.
CCUUCCCUCCUCCGUCCCCCACCUCCAGCUAGAAUUACCCCCACGGUUAAAGCCCUCUUCAGCCUACAGGCGGUGAUCGUAUCGCAGGUCAACAUUGAUGAGAUACCUGCUGGGGAAAAAACAAUGGCGAUGAGAUGAAAAAAGGGAAUUAGGAAAAAGAGAGAAAAUUAAAAAUAAUUUAAAAUUUUCAAUAUUGUCUCUAUCUUUCAUUGAUUCUUCGUUGAUCAGCGGCCAUCGAGGAUCCGCAUAAGGGUUUUUUUUCACUUGAUAAUUAUGGAUUUGACGAUGCAUAAGAAGAAAAAGAUCCCAUCUUUGUUGGAUCUGUGCAUCCAAACGGCAAUCGAUAAUCUCCGAUACAUGGCUGACGUCGGCGAAGUCGACGCUCAUCUUUUGCAGCGUAUCUUGCCUCACUGCGAUAUUGAUCAAUUGAGGCACAUUGAGAAUUCAACAGAAGGAAGGGAUCUUAGCUCGGUGACUGAUGAUUUGUGGAAGAGAUUUUAUGAGAAGGACUUUGGCAAGGAAAGUUCUGAUGUUGUAAUUGGAAGGAUGAGACAGAAGCAAGUCGUAUUUAAAUGGCGACAGCUCUAUGAAGCAAAAUACAAGGAGAGAGAAGCGUUUAAGGAUAAAUUAAAACUGAAACUUAAACAAAGAUAUCAAGAAGAGGAAGAGAAAAAACUGAGUCGACAAGUGAAAUAUACUAAGAAGGAGCCACCAUCAAGCUGUAAAAGAAGCUACCCUUCAGGAAGCACUUCUUACAAUGUUUCCAAUCUGAAGAGUAAUAUUUUGAAAAAGGCGAAGCUAGAGUCUCUUCAAAGUCACGAGGCAAAAAUUCAUGCAACUAUGAGGAAAAAUGCUUUACAGCGAAAGAUCUCUCCACCCGAGAGAAUCUCUCGUGCCUCAAAGCCAAGCAAUUUUCUCAGGACGAGUUUAGCUUCCAGUUCUAAACUAUCAAAGCCGCCAGGGAGAGGAUAGAGGUAGUACCUGAGCUAUGUAUUUUGAUAUUUUCUGCUGAGGGGUAUCAACUUGCAGCUGAUACAUGUGGAGGAAGGAAUUCAAGGAAUUCAACUUAUCUUAUUCUUUCCACCUGUUCAAAAUAUAUUCCUCGUGUUGAUUUAUAAAUGUAAUGCUAUAGCAUAAUCUUUCAGCGUAGCUUGUAGUUUGUCUCUCAUGCUUUUGCAAUGGUAAAAAUUAGUUUAUUGUUGUUUAAA